GAAUUCCUGGUUUAACUCAUGUAUUGAAAAAAAGCCUUGUCUUGGUCACUUUUGUCGAAGCCACCUAAUCACCAGAAAGAAUAUCUACUUAAUAGUACUUGCCAUACCGAAUGCAUACUAAAUAUGGAAACAAAUGGAUGAUAAUAAUAAUAAUGAUAAUAACACAUGCAAUCGCCCUCAGAUUAGCUCUCAGGUUCUCACGGGUUUCCAGGCCGAUGUGGAAGCGCCUAAGCGCAGGCCGGAUACCAUACAACUUUGGCUUUUGGAAUAACCUCGUCACUGGGCGAUUGCAUGUGCUAUGGGUUGUGUGGGUAGGGGAAGCAAAAAGCUGGGGCGCGGUUAGUGUGGUAGGAAGAGUAAGCUUGGGCUUAUGACAGAUGGUCGAUGUCGGAUGAAAUGAGGUUUGAAUUGCGACUUAAAUCUAGUGACUUAGAUACAUGUAUCUUGUAAGUAUCUGUCGGCGUAUAUUCAAUCCAAGAGCAUAUGAAGGGUGAGAGAAAAA
Messenger RNA from Aspergillus candidus, 502 nucleotides. RefSeq lists its product as uncharacterized. The coding region runs from base 111 to 374 and encodes 87 amino acids. The record is from RefSeq and is a predicted model, not a curated record. NCBI's taxonomy places the organism in Eukaryota, Fungi, Ascomycota, Eurotiomycetes, Eurotiales, Aspergillaceae. The transcript has a single exon.